AUGGAUACUCAACAAUCUAACAAAUCACAUCGUGGUGGGUCCAAGAGAACCACGGCGAAGAAGAAAUUACAUAUGAAUGGUCAAAAUGCCAAAGCAUUUGCAGUUAAUGCUCCAAAUAAAUUACAAAGAAUGGCUAUGAGAUCUUCUGAUGUCAAUGAAAGAAAAUUGCAUGUUCCUAUGGUAGAUAGAACUCCAGAUGAUGAUCCACCACCAGUUAUUGUUGCUGUUGUAGGACCUCCAGGUACUGGUAAAACCACAUUAAUUAAAUCAUUAGUUAGAAGAUUAACUAAAACCACAUUAAAUGAAGUUAAAGGUCCUAUAACGGUUGUCAGUGGUAAGAGAAGAAGAUUAACUUUUAUGGAAGUUAAUAAUGAUCUUAAUUCAAUGACUGAUGCUGCCAAAAUUGCUGAUUUAGUAUUAUUAUUAGUUGAUGGAAAUUUUGGUUUAGAAAUGGAAACAAUGGAAUUCUUAAAUAUAGCUCAACAUCAUGGUAUGCCUAGAGUUUUGGGUGUAGCUACACAUUUAGAUUUAUUCAAAUCUCAAGCUACUUUAAGAGCUUCAAAGAAAAGAUUGAAACAUAGAUUUUGGACUGAAGUUUAUCAAGGAGCUAAAUUAUUCUAUUUAUCAGGGGUUUUAAAUGGUCGUUAUCCCGACAGAGAAAUUCUUAAUUUAACCAGAUUCAUAUCAGUAAUGAAAUUCAGACCUUUAAAAUGGAGAAAUGAACAUCCUUAUAUGUUAGCAGAUAGAAUUACUGAUUUAACUCAUCCACAAACAAUUGCUGAACAUCCUAAAUGUGAUAGAAAGGUAGCUAUUUAUGGGUAUUUACAUGGAACACCAUUACCUUCAUCAAAUGCUCAUAUACACAUAGCGGGAGUUGGAGAUUAUUAUGUUCAUUCAGUUGAAAAAUUACCUGAUCCUUGUCCAACACCAUACUUCGAACAAAAAAUCGAAGAAAUCGAAAGAGAAAAGGCUAAACAAAUGGCUGAAAAUGGUGAACCUAUCGCUAAAACUGUAAGAAGACGUAAAAGAUUAGAAGAUAAACAAAAAAUCAUUUAUGCUCCUAUGUCAGACGUAGGUGGGGUCUUAGUUGACAAAGAUGCUGUUUAUAUCGAUAUUGGUGAUAAAGAAACUUUUGUAAAGUCUGAAGAAAUGGGUGAAGGUGAAAGAUUAGUCACUGAUUUACAGGAAGUUCAAAAAACCAUGACUGAAAGAUUUGAAGAAGGUCCGGGAUUAAAAUUGUUUUCUUCCUCCAAAGAAAUCAAUCAAGAUGAUGAAGAUGAAGAAGAGGAAGACGACGAAGAAGAAAUGGAUUUGGAUGUCGAAGAAGAAUUGCAAAGCACUGGAAGGACUUCGAUGAGACAACCAAGGAUUUAUGGAAAAUCCAUUCAAGAAUCUAAUGAAGGUGAAGAAUUGUCCACUGACGACGAAGAAGAUUUUGAAGAUGCCGAAUAUAAUGGAAAUCCUAAAAUGAUUGAAGUAGAUUUCAAGAAUAAAGCAAAUGGAGAUGAUUUGGAAUCAGAUUCAGAAUUUUCAUUAGAUGACAAUGAUAUUUAUGAAAAUGAUGACAAUGAUUAUAGGCAAACCGCCAAAAAAUUACAAGGCUCCGUCAGAAGAAGACUUGAUAUCAAUAAAUUGAUUUAUAAUGAUAGUAUAGAUCCUUCUACAGCUUUCAAGUUAUGGAAAAAACAAGUAAAUGGUGAAGAGGAUGAAGAAGAAGAAGAAGAAGAAGAAGAAAUCGAAGAAGAAGAUGAUGAUAAUUUUUUUAAGAAGAAGGAAGCCAAGGUCAUUGAAGUUAAAGAAAAGGAGAACUAUCCUGACGUGGAAAAGUUAAGACAAAUGUUUGAUGCAACAAAUCUUGAAGAUGGAAAUAACGGGUACAAUAUAUUGAAAGAUAGAUUCUUGACAGCACCUAAACUUGACGAUAAGAAAGAUGAAGGUGAUGAUGAAGAAGAAGUAUUCGGGGAUUUCGAAGAUUUGGAAAACGAAGGAGGUGAAAGUAAGGAAGAAGAACAAGGCGAAGAACGAGAUGAGGACGAAGAGGGUGAUGAUGAUUUCGCCAAAUUCGAAGCUGAAGAUAAUGAACCACCUGAAGAAUUAACCAUUGAAGAACAAAGAAAAUUGAAUGCAGAAAAGAAAGCUAAACUUAAAAUGCAAUUCGAAGAUGAAGAAGAUAGAGAAUUUGGAGCUGAUGAUCCAGAAGGUUUGACUGAAGCCGAUACUUGGUAUGAGAUGCAAAAAAAUAAGAUGGCUAAGCAAUUAGAAAUCAACAAAGCCGAAUUCUCUGAAAUGGACGAAGAAACAAGAAUAAGAAUCGAAGGAUAUAAAUCAGGAUCUUAUGUCAAGAUAGUCUUUGAAAAAAUUCCUUGUGAAUUCAUUGAAAAUUUCAAUCCUGAAUACCCUAUCAUCUUAGGAGGAUUGUUAGCUACCGAAUCAAGAUUUGGUAUUAUGAAUGUUAGAAUUAGAAAACAUCGUUGGCAUAAGAAAAUUUUGAAAUCCCAUGAUCCAUUGAUUUUAUCAUUAGGGUGGAGAAGAUUUCAAACAAUUCCUAUUUAUACCACAACCGAUUCUAGAACUCGUAAUAGAAUGUUGAAAUAUACUCCAGAACAUGCUUAUUGUUUUGCAUCAUUCUAUGGUCCUUUAGUGGCUCCUAAUACCCCAUUUGUUGGUUUUAAUAUUGUUGAUACCGAACAAACUACUGGUUCAUUCAGAAUUGCUACUACUGGUAUUGUUGAAGAAUUAGAUUCCACUGUUCAUAUCACCAAAAAAAUCAAAUUGGUUGGUCAUGCUUAUAAAAUCUUCCGUAACACAGCUUUUAUUAAAGAUAUGUUCUCAUCAGCUUUGGAAGUAAUCAGAUUCCAAGGUAUGGGAUUGAAAACUGUUUCAGGUAUCAGAGGGGAAAUAAAGAAAGAAUUAGGAUCUGAUGGUCAUUUCAGAGCUACUUUUGAAGAUAAAAUCUUAAUGUCUGAUACUAUUGUAUUGAAAGGUUGGUACACCAUCAAAGUCAAAGAAUUUUAUAAUCCUGUUACAUCAUUAUUAUUGAAAAAUCAUAAUCAAUGGAAAGGUAUGAAAUUGACUGGACAAGUUAGAGCAGAAAGAGAGAUAGAAACUCCAAUGAAUGCCGAUAGUGCUUAUAAGAAGAUUGAAAGACAAGAAAGAAAAUUCAAUCCAUUAAGAGUUCCAAAACAAUUGAAAGGUGCUUUACCAUUCAAAUCCCAAAUUCAUGAAAUGAAACCUCAAAAGAAGAAGACUUACAUGGCUAAGAGAGCAGUUGUUUUAGAUGGUGAAGAGAAGAAAGCUAGAGAUUUGAUGCAAAAAAUUGCUACUGUAAGAAAUGAAAAGGAUGCUAAGAGGAAAGCUAAAAAAUCAGAAAAAUUCCAAGAUAGAUUGAAAAGAAUAGCUAAAGAAGAAGAGGCCAAGAAGGACAAACAAAGAGAACGUAAGAAGGAAUAUUUUGCUAAAAAUGGUAACAAAAGACAAUUAGCCUCAAGUGAAGAUAAUCAAAACGCUUUUGGAAAGAGGAGUCGUAGAUAA
Messenger RNA from Yamadazyma jaroonii, 3531 nucleotides. NCBI's taxonomy places the organism in Eukaryota, Fungi, Ascomycota, Pichiomycetes, Serinales, Debaryomycetaceae. The record is from the annotation of a GenBank genome assembly.